AUGCACACUCUCAAUUCCUCUGACAUUGAAAUCACCACCUUCUUCUUGGUUGGAAUCCCAGGACUGGAGCAUGUUCAUGUGUGGAUCUCUAUUCCCAUCUGCCUCAUGUACCUGGUGGCCAUCCUCGGCAAUUGCAUCAUCCUCUUUGUGAUCAGGACAGAAUCUUCACUCCAUACACCCAUGUACUACUUCCUUUCCAUGUUGGCCAUUGCUGACCUGGGCCUCUCUCUUUCAUCCCUUCCCACUAUGGUAAGGACGUUUGUUUUCAAUGCUACAGGAAUUUCCCCAAAUGUCUGCUUUGCUCAAGAAUUCUUUAUCCAUGGAUUCAUGGAUAUGGAGUCCUCAGUACUUCUGAUAAUGUCUUUUGACCGCUUUUUGGCCAUACGCAACCCUCUGAGAUACAGCUCUAUCCUCACCAAUGCCAGAGUUGCUAAGCUGUGCCUGGCGUUUUUCACUAAAAGCAUGCUUUUAAUGCUUCCAUUUCCUUUAGCUCUCAAAACACUGACAUACUGUAAGGAAAGCCUCCUUUCUCACCCCUAUUGUCUCCAUCAGGAUGUCAUGAACCUGGCCUGUUCUGACAACACAGUUGACUUUUUCUAUGGUUUUUUUGUUGCCCUCUCUAUGAUGUCAGACAGUGUAUUCAUUGCUCUGUCAUACAUAUUCAUCCUGAAGACUGUGAUGGGAAUUGGAUCCCACAAGGAACGGCUCAAGGCCCUCAACACCUGUGUCUCCCACAUCUGUGCUGUGCUCAUCUUCUACGUGCCCGUCACUGCUUUGGCCUUUCUGCACCGCUUUGGCAAGCAUGAGUCCCCAAGUGCCAUGAUCCUCAUUGCUGACAUUUUCUUGCUAGUGCCACCUCUGGUGAACCCCAUUGUAUACUGUGUAAAGACACAGCAAAUUCGUGAGAAAAUUCUGGGGAAACUGGGUCUAAAAUAA
This is a messenger RNA of Pteronotus mesoamericanus, 936 nucleotides long. RefSeq names its product olfactory receptor 51A7-like. Gene Ontology annotation, cellular component: plasma membrane. The record is from RefSeq and is a predicted model, not a curated record. The transcript has a single exon. Lineage: Eukaryota; Metazoa; Chordata; Mammalia; Chiroptera; Mormoopidae. Gene Ontology annotation, biological process: G protein-coupled receptor signaling pathway. Gene Ontology annotation, molecular function: G protein-coupled receptor activity; olfactory receptor activity. Bases 1 to 936 code for a protein of 311 amino acids.